AUGUCUCUCCGAAUGGCCGCCGCCCUAACCGCCGCUCCAGCUGCCCCGAGUAACACCUUGUUGUCGAGCUUCGCGAACCCCUCCGAUUUCGAAACGAAGCCGUCCAUGUCCGCUGCCGAGAAAGCCUUCGUGGUUGGCGAGCUGGACCUCCACGGAGCCGUGACCCUAUGCGAUUCCUGCUACAGCGACAUACCCGAACGAAGGACGGAUGCGCUGCGUCUACAGCUCACCGGCCAGAAGGGCUCAUGCGCGGCUUGUGAGGUCAUGGCAUCGAAGCCCGAAGCAUUCACCGAGCCCUUCUGCAGCUUCUUGAAGGAGAACCCGACCAUAUUCCAUGCCGUCGACUACUUCAAGAGCAAGAUGACGUCUCUUGGCUAUACCGAGCUUACCUCUCGUGACGAUUGGUCCGGUAAGCUGGAGACGGGUGGAAAGUACUUCGUGACUCGAAACGGCAGCUCCACCAUCGCAUUUACCGUCGGAAAGGCCUACAAACCCGGGAACGGAGUAGCUAUGAUCGCUGGUCACAUCGAUGCCCUCACUGCAAAGCUGAAGCCGGUCAGCAACAAGCCAAGCAAGGCUGGUUAUAUACAAUUAGGAGUGGCUCCAUACGCAGGUGCACUGAACCAAACGUGGUGGGACAGAGAUCUUAGCAUAGGUGGACGAGUGAUUGUGCGAGACGGAUCAGGCAAGACGUCGUCCAAGCUCGUCAAGCUUGACUGGCCGAUUGCUCGCGUCCCGACGCUGGCACCCCAUUUCGGUGUUGGUAUGAUGGGCCAGAACAACGCGGAAACUGAGGCGGUUCCCAUCAUCGGGCUCGACAACUCUGACCUGGCCUCGUCCGACUCGAAGCCAGCAAAGGCAUUGGGUCCGGCCGGAUCGUUCGUGGCUACUCAACCGCCGAGGCUUGUCCAGUUAAUUUCCAAAGAACUCGGGAUCAAGGACCACUCUCAGAUUGUCAACUGGGAGUUGGAGCUCUUCGAUCUGCAGCCAGCAACUGUUGGCGGCAUGGACAAGGAGUUCAUCUUCGCUGGGCGAAUCGACGACAAGCUAUGCAGCUGGGCAGCGUUUCAGGGCCUUUUGUCCUCGGAGAUGAACGACGACGAUGGUGCCAUCAAGAUGGUAGCGCUGUUUGACGACGAAGAGAUCGGCUCGUUACUGCGUCAAGGCGCCAAGGGCAACUUUCUGCCCUCGGUCAUCGAGAGAGCGGUCGAGUCGCUUUGCGGCAAGGACAAGCCGUACGGUCCUGGUGUCAUAGGUCAGACCUACGCAAGUUCGUUCCUUGUCUCGGCCGACGUUACUCACGCCAUAAAUCCCAACUUCGCUGCGAAAUACCUAGAUGACCAUGCGCCUCGCCUGAAUGUGGGAAUCUGCAUUUGCGCCGACAGCAAUGGCCAUAUGACAACCGACUCGGUUUCCACGGCCAUCCUGACGAGGGUGUGUGAGCUGAGCGACUGCACGCCACAGACCUUCAUGAUCCGAAAUGACUCGAGGAGUGGUGGUACGGUGGGCCCGACGCUGAGCUCCAUGAUGGGUGUCAAGGCCGCCGACGCUGGUAUGCCCCAACUGAGCAUGCACUCGGUUCGUGCCACGUGUGGUUCGCUCGAUCCGGGCUUGGGUGUCAAGUUCUUUAAGGGUUUCUUGGACAUGUGGGAGAAGGUUGAUGCCGAGUGGCAGUAG
Messenger RNA from Anthostomella pinea, 1677 nucleotides. The record is from the annotation of a GenBank genome assembly. Lineage: Eukaryota; Fungi; Ascomycota; Sordariomycetes; Xylariales; Xylariaceae.